CUAUUAGAAGUAGUCAUUUUACUCCGGGGUUACCUAAGACUAAUGAGACUAAUGGCUUAAAUCAAAGCAAACAUACUUUUUGAGACUGGAUAAUUCCUUCUGUUUCAUCAGCAGAGGAAAUGGAAAGGCUAAGGAGACAGUGUGGUCACACCCCCACCUGAAGGACAUGUCAUCUGUCAAAAGGACAUCGGCCCUCACAGAGAGAUCUUCCCAGAAGAACCAGCCUUCCUCUGAGAAAGAAAAGGUUAAUAAACUCAUCAAGAAAAAUGCUGAGAAGACCAAUGCCUCUCUAGUUCAGAGAAGUUUUGCCACAUUUCAUACAGAAAGACCCCAAGAUGAGGUAGAAGAUUUUGCUCUAAGAAAGACCAUAGAGCCAAGAGAAAAUACAGAUGGAAGAGAUAUUUCAUGCACAGAAAGACGGAAUAGACAAGAACAUAAUAGUGCUGGAGAUGAUAAGCAAGCCACUGUGGAUAAAAAUGCACAUCCAGUAUUCAAAGGAGAGAAAAACAGGCUUCGUUCUAAGGAAGAUACUAGUGAAAGUGAAGCUGACAAAAAUGGGGGGUCAUCGAUUGCAAAUGAAACAGUGCUGGACAAGUGUUCAGAUACAAAGCAAAAUGUUGAUGAAACUAAUGGUGAUCAGUUCUGUGAAAGGUGUAUCAGCAGUGUAAAAGCCAUUUCCACAUCAGGAGUCCCGGGAAACUCAGCAGUAGGACCCAAAUUCCAGAAUGCUGAACAAACAGAGCCUACUGGCAGUAGUAAACGAAGAGUGGCAGAAGAGUGCUUCAUCAAAGAGGACAACAAAAAGAGCAGAAUAGCUGUAGCAGGUACAGGUGAAGGACACACAUUGAGAAGGACACAGGAAACCAGACAAGUCCAGGGGAGUUUACAAGGCCAACCCCUGGAGUCCGCUGGAAUUAAGACCUCCAGACAGCAAGAUCUGGUGACUCCAUUGGAUGACAUCCGGGCUCCUCCUGCCCCAUUUAAUCACCGGAUUGUGAUAGCCAAACAAACAGCAGUCAACAGUUUUUAUACUGUGAGCAGAGCAGAAAUUUUAGGAGGGGGGCGCUUCGGCCAGGUUCACAAGUGUGAAGAAAAAACAACAGGUCUGAAGUUGGCGGCCAAGAUCAUCAAGACCAGAGGCAAGAAGGAUAAGGAUGAAGUAAAGAAUGAGAUCACCAUCAUGAACCAGCUGGACCACGUGAACCUCAUUCAGCUCUACGAUGCUUUCGAAUCUAAGAAUGACAUUGUCCUGGUCAUGGAGUAUGUGGAUGGCGGUGAGCUAUUUGACCGGAUCAUUGAUGACAACUAUGAUCUGACCGAGUUUGAUACCAUCCUGUUCAUCAAGCAGAUAUGUGAGGGGAUACGAUACAUGCAUCAGAUGUAUAUUCUCCAUUUGGACCUGAAGCCUGAGAAUAUCCUGUGUGUGAAUCGGGAUGCUAAACAAAUAAAAAUUAUUGAUUUUGGAUUGGCCAGAAGAUACAAACCCAGAGAGAAGCUGAAGGUGAACUUUGGAACCCCAGAAUUUCUUGCCCCUGAAGUUGUGAACUAUGAUUUUGUUUCCUUUCCUACGGACAUGUGGAGUGUGGGAGUAAUCGCCUAUAUGCUUUACUUUCUAGGCUCUGUUGAAUCCUGUGGGUGAAGGGAGUAAAUUCUUUGCCUGCACAUCAUCUGAAAAAGUAAAUGU
Molecule: messenger RNA, 1684 nt
Organism: Hipposideros armiger (great roundleaf bat)
Lineage: Eukaryota; Metazoa; Chordata; Mammalia; Chiroptera; Hipposideridae
Gene: MYLK4
Product: myosin light chain kinase family member 4
Exons: 11
Coding region: 167-1639 (490 amino acids)
Biological process (GO): protein phosphorylation
Molecular function (GO): ATP binding; protein kinase activity
Source: RefSeq, a predicted model, not a curated record